AUGAGCCUGCCGUGGGCAGAGCGCGCCCGGGAGCCGCCGGGGCCGCCGGAGCCGCCGCCGGGCCCGGAGCAGAGCGGGUGCGGCGGCUUCGCGCCCGGCUCGUGGCUCGGCGUGUGCUGCGCCGCCCGCCUGCCCGCCGCCGCCUCGCCGCGCUACCUGCUGCCCGGCGAGGACGAGGAGGCGGCGGCGGCGGAGGGGGGCGGCGGCGGCGGCCCCGGGCUGCGGGCGCAGGUGAGCGGCGUGCAGAAGCAGCGGCGGCUGGCGGCCAACGCGCGGGAGCGGCGGCGGAUGCACGGGCUGAACCACGCCUUCGACCAGCUGCGCAAUGUCAUCCCCUCCUUCAACAACGACAAGAAGCUCUCCAAGUACGAGACGCUGCAGAUGGCGCAGAUCUACAUCAGCGCUCUGGCCGAGCUGCUGCACGGCCCCGCCGCCCCUCCCGAUGCCGCCGGCAAGGCCGAGCACCGCGGGGCCCCCUUCGAGCCGUCCUGCCCCGCCGCCGGGGCCGGAGCUCCGCCGGGGCCGCCGGCGCCGCCGCCGGGGCCGCCCAGAGCGUCGCCCCCCGGGCACGGCAGGACUCGCUUCCCCCCGCCGCCGGCUGCGGGGGGCUACUCGGUGCAGCUCGACCCGCUGCACUUCUCCUUCGCGGAAGGCGCCCUGAUGGGACAGAGAGCCCCUUCCCCCGCCCUCCUCAUGCCACAGCCCGGGCAGCCGCCGCAAGAGCGGAGCAAGACGUCUCCCCGAUCCCACAGGAGCGACGGGGAGUUCUCGCCCCGCUCUCACUACAGCGAUUCGGAUGAGGCCAGCUAAGGCAGGGGCGUAGUCCCCGGCACUUCGCAAGGCCGCCCCUCGAAGCACAGACUCCGCCGUAGGGUGAGCAGCCGGACGCGGUGCCACCACGGACAGCAUCGGCUCCCCUCGGUCGCUUUGAAAUCCGCCCCCUCGUCUCCCACCCCCAGCAGCCCCUGGUUUGUCCGGGGGGGUUGGCUGUUAGCGAGUGACUGUACCCGCCCUGUCUGUCGGGGUCGGUUGGUUUGUUUUCGUUUUUAGUUUACACUUCGAAAGUUUCUUUCGCCUAGAAGUCUUUGCCGUUCCCUUCUGCCAACGCGCCACCUCGCAGCGCG
Molecule: messenger RNA, 1124 nt
Organism: Sturnus vulgaris (Common starling)
Lineage: Eukaryota; Metazoa; Chordata; Aves; Passeriformes; Sturnidae
Source: RefSeq, a predicted model, not a curated record